Messenger RNA from Marchantia polymorpha subsp. ruderalis, 2115 nucleotides. NCBI's taxonomy places the organism in Eukaryota, Viridiplantae, Streptophyta, Marchantiopsida, Marchantiales, Marchantiaceae. The record is from the annotation of a GenBank genome assembly.
CUUCUGACGUUCUCGCCUUCGGCCUCCGCUCCGCUCCCUUCCGCUCCGCUCGGACGACACACAUUCAAAUCCGUUCGAAUUUGCACGGCCGACAUCGCCGGCUGAAUCGCGAGUCGGGGCGCUCGAGGAUGCGCCCGCUGCCGGCGACAGACCAUUUCUCUCGCUGAGGCUGGACUCGCCUUCUCCUGCUUCUCUUCGCUGUCGGCGCUUCGGUGCUCACGAGCUUUUCUUUUCUGCUGUUCCGGGCCUCAUAAGACGACCGUGAGUCCGUGCCGUCUGCAGCUGGUUGGGUGAAUUUGCUGCCGGGUGACGUCGCCAGAAAUUGCGGUUCGGUCGAAUUUCGGAGCGAGCGACGACCCGCUGCUGCUUGUUGUUGUUGGUCCUGCUCGGCGUGAACUUAGAAUUGCGGGUGGGAACGCUCGGAUAAGAGGUCCUGACUGCGGUGGAUCUUGUCAUUCCGAUGGAGUUCGUGUCUGGAACCCUUCUGGUUGGUUCUGCUGUCAUGCUGGUCGGGUAUCUCUGGCGUAGAACUCCAUUCCUACCGUCGUUGGAAGGCAAGCAUGUCUUCAUCACUGGUGGUUCUACUGGAAUCGGCUAUGCUAUUGCAAAACGCGCUCUGUUACAGGGGGCUUACGUGACUGUGACAGGGAGAAGUUUAAGCAAUCUCCAAAAGGCUCAGGAUUCCCUCUUGGAAGAAAUUGGUGACGGUGCAACAAGAGUGCGUAUCAAGGCAGUUGAUGCGGGAGAUUACAAGUUAAUGUCCCAAGCAAUCAGCGAAUCAUUUGCAUGGAAACCAAUCGACGUUUUAGUAUGUAACGCUGGGUUAACUCGGAGCGGUUACCUGGAUCAAAUGCCCAUCGAGGACCUGGAACUUACAGUUCGAACCAAUAUUAUGGGGACUGUGUACCCUGUGCACACAGCUCUUCCUCUGAUGAAGCAGCGGAGCCCCGACCACCCCAUGUCGAUCGUCUUCAUUGGUUCUCUGGCUUCUCUGUUUCUGAUGUACGGUAAUAGUGUCUAUACUGGGACCAAGUACGCAUUAAAAGGCAUGGCAGAGAGUUUAAGGUUGGAGUUGCUCCCCUACAGUAUCCGCAUCUCCAUGAUUUGCCCAGGGUUUGUGCAAACAGCAUUCUUAGACGAGGCUGAGAGGAGAGACGAGCUCCAGAUCUUGAUGAAGGAUAUCAACAUGUAUGAUCGGAAGCAAGCCCAGAGUCCAGACGAAGUAGCGAGACGGACACUUGAAGCAGUUAAGUAUGGAUCUCCUACAGUGACGACUACUCCUAUUCUUGGAUCGGCCUUGUUGAUGAUGGCCAGGGGCUUCAUUCCCGACGAAUCGAUGUUUAAGACAGCUCAGGAGCUUCUUACUUACCCACUCGUGAGGAUAUUCACAAUUUUCGCCAAAUUCGAUAUGCACAGGAAGAUUUUGGCAUACCACCGUAGAAAUCCGUCCCCAGGACAGGUCAGGUGACUUGGUUACAAGUAACGUACAAUUCAUUAAUUGCAAAAUAACGGAGCCCGCAACAUCUUGUCAUAGAAACCGAGGCAAGCAACCAUUAUCUCUCAGUCGCUUCCACCUCCACAUUCGUUUGCUCUUUCCCAGAUGAAACAAUUUAGAGAAAAGUAUUGUAUAUCUAAUUUAAUUUGUUUCCGAGCCAAGUCUGUUGUCACUUUUCUAUCCGUUUUUCUCCCUUUCUCCGGUUAUAGUGGGACACUAUCCAUCUCAGUACUGAUCCUGCCCAAGGGCGCUGUACUGCAGGUUUAGGGGCCACCGUACUCAUAAACACAUUAUACCCCACAGUGCCACUAACUGACGUAGCAUCAUGACGUAGACAAGAUUGGACACUGCUAGAAUAAAUGUUAGAAGGCAAGGGAUGGACCUUCAGUCCGAAGGCCAAUAGACAUUAUAUAUUUCAUGAUCCGAGCAUCGAGAUACAAUGUCAGGUCCUCAAUGGGAAGUUUCUCCAGGUUCUCAAUUUCCGGGUCCAACUUUCAGCAUUUUGGAGAGGAAUUGCCUGGCUGUCACUAUGUUGAAAGGGCGACCAGCAGCAACAAUCCUACCUGUUUCUUGCAUCGUUAAAUGUAACGAGUUUCCCAUAUGUUCGUAGUUCUCGUCGC